AUGUCACGCAUCCCCCAGCGCAACCCUUCAUCCCUCUCCUCCAGACCACUCUCACCAUCUCCAGCCAUGUCUGAUUCCCCAUCUCCACUUCCAGACAACCGCAGAAAGCGCAACACGCAGAAAGACGAGGCUCUCAGGCGCAAGAUCGAGACUGAGUUGGGCAAGAAGCGCCCUGGCUCCACCCAGUCCACCCACUCCAACAGAAAGCAUUCCAGUAGACAGCCCAAGCGCAACCAGAAGCAGCCAGGCUCUGUCGCCGCCCUCAAGCCUUCCCCUGCUCUCACUGUCCCCGACUCCAUCUCAGUCGCCGACGCCUCCCAGCUCUGUGCUGCCAAGCGUACCGACUGUGUCCUAGUCGUAGACGAUGACGAGUCGCUUUGCGGCAUCUUCACCGCCAAGGAUCUAGCAUUCAGGGUGGUAGCCGAGAACAUGGACACGCGCCACACACCCGUCUCGCAAAUCAUGACGCCCAACCCGCUCGUCACGCGUGACUCCUCCAGCGCCACUGAUGCUCUCCAGUUGAUGGUGUCGCGCGCCUUCCGUCACCUACCCGUAUGCAACGAUGACGGGGAUGUAGUGGGGCUGCUCGACAUUACGCGUGUGUUCAACGAGGCCCUCGACAAGAUCGAGCGAGGUUACGGCGCGUCGCAGAAGCUAUACACGGCGCUGGAAGGCGUGCAGAACGAGCUCGGGGGCAACACGCACACGCGCCAGGCGUCCGCUAUGAUGAACUACGUAGACGCCUUGCGCGACCGUAUGGCCCUUCCUGAGCUGCACUCUGUGCUCGACGCUCGCACCCACCCUGCCACCGUUUCCGUGCGUACGAGCGUGCGCGAGGCGGCGCGCAUCAUGAAGCAGCACCGCACGACGGCCGUCUGCGUAAUGGACACGGGUGUUGGAGGCGAGCAGGCCAAAAUAGCUGGUAUAUUCACCUCGAAAGACGUCGUGCUUAGGGUGAUUGCUGCGGGUUUGCAGCCUGAUCGCUGCAGCGUCGUGCGCGUCAUGACUCCUCAUCCCGACAGAGCUCCACCUAGCAUGACAAUUCAAGAGGCUCUGCGCAAGAUGUACGCAGGCCACUAUCUCAAUAUGCCUGUCGUCGACGAGGGCAGACUGGUGGCUAUUGUCGACGUCCUCAAACUCACCUACGCAAUUCUUGAGCAGAUCAACGCCAUGUCGGCAGAGGAUGGCGGCGCGGAGCAAGAGGAGGGUGGUCCUAUGUGGGGCAAGUUUUUCGGCACGCUCGCCGCAGCUCCCGAUGAUGCAGAGUCAGCUGUUUCUGGCUCCCGCGAUGUGGGUUCACCCAACGGGCGCAAUGAUAGCGAACUCCACCCUAACGACUCAGCGUCGGUCGUCGACCAUGAGGAGACAUCCCAGGUCGGACUCAAUACGUCCCUUAUGGAGUCAGAGGCUGUUACGGGUAGCAACGCUCAAGCCACCGAUGAACAUGCUCAAGUCGCAGUGUUCAAGUUCGUCAGCCCAUCCCAGCGCAUCCAUCGCUUCGAGUCGCCUACACUAUCGCUGGAGCAUCUGCGCGAUAUAGUAGCAGGCAAGCUAUCCACUGAUCCGUUUUUCUCGCAACACGUGGAAUCAACACCUGUACACGACCUCGACAUGCCCGAUCCGUACGACUUCGCCCUGCUCUACGAGGAUGAUGACGGCGAUCACGUCGUGCUCGACGCUGAUUCCGAUGUUAAAGACGCCGUCGUUGUCGCGCAAAAGAAACGCCAGUCGCGCGUCCUCCUCAUUGUCAACGGUGGCAGGGGUUGGGAGGCGGUCGAGGUAGUCAAGCCAACGGACGAGACGCCGGCGGUGGUCGUGAGGGACGAGAACAUCCACCAGUCACAGUGCGUCAGGGACGUCGAGGAGAUUGAGAAGAAUGGUGAGAGGGAGGUGGAGGAAAAGCUUCCUCACGAGGCUCAUACGAGCGUGCCUGUAGAGGAGCACACAAACAAAUCACCCGCUUCUUCAAAGGGUCACACAGACGCUGAUGUACUUGGAAUACCCAGAGACCUUCUCCUCCCCGCCGCCAUCGCCUUUGCUGGCUCAGCCGUCCUCGUCGCCUUUAUCGGCAGCAAGCUGGCGUCUAAGUAG
Molecule: messenger RNA, 2091 nt
Organism: Wallemia ichthyophaga EXF-994
Lineage: Eukaryota; Fungi; Basidiomycota; Wallemiomycetes; Wallemiales; Wallemiaceae
Product: Meiotically up-regulated 70 protein
Exons: 2
Coding region: 1-2091 (696 amino acids)
Source: RefSeq, a predicted model, not a curated record